This is a messenger RNA of Pogonomyrmex barbatus (red harvester ant), 2263 nucleotides long. Its product is annotated as frizzled-10-like. Lineage: Eukaryota; Metazoa; Arthropoda; Insecta; Hymenoptera; Formicidae. Gene Ontology annotation, cellular component: membrane. Gene Ontology annotation, biological process: canonical Wnt signaling pathway; non-canonical Wnt signaling pathway. Gene Ontology annotation, molecular function: Wnt-protein binding; transmembrane signaling receptor activity. The record is from RefSeq and is a predicted model, not a curated record.
UCAUAAACUCAAAAUUUUGAAGAUUGUAGGAUUAGUCAGCCGAUCACGUUUCAAAGCUGCCUUAAUACUGGAUCUUCUCAAGAUUAAUUCUAUCAAGAAAAAUUCUCAACAACUAGACAAAAGUGUAAAGCUUAAACCGGGCAAUCUCAAUCCCGCAUUUCCAAGAAAGUGACAGAAAUUCAUCGGUGAGGUAGCGCUCUCUUUGUUCCUAAUUAUGCCUGCAGAAUCGGUCCCAUAAUCCUCGGCGGUCGGGCCAAGAUGAUAGGGCCCGCUCUGGCGGUAAAAAAUAGGAGGUGGGGAAAGAUUGCGACCGAACGCGCACGGAAUCGCCCGAAUGUGUGGUGCAUCUGCGUCGUGUGAGCGCGUCAGUCGGUCGUCGACCACCGACGGGGAUGGCUAUGGCAUUGGUAUUGUGUAUCGUGAUCACGUGACAUUGUCACUACAAGUGUGGUAAAGAUUGCCUUCGUAGGUGAUUCGAAUACUCAUACAUAUUCAUUAUUAUUAUUCAUUUUAUGGUUAUUAUUUAUCGCGUUAUAUGCGAAAUAAAAUGUGAAUAAAUGCCAUCGACAUCAAAAAUGGUGCUACGCGUUGUGGUAUUCAUCCUUUCGGCAAUGUCAGUCCGAGGAUGGGGCAUCAAUCACGUGCACCCUGAAACCGGCGCCAAAUGCGAGCGAUUAAACGUAUCCUUCUGCCGGGGAUUGCGUUACAACUUGACGGCGAUGCCGAAUUUUAUGGGCCACGAGGAUCAGCGGCAGGCAGAACGAGGGCUAUCUGCGUUCAUGCCGCUGGUCCACUACAAUUGUUCGAAACACCUCAGGCUCUUCUUGUGCGCCGUCUUCGCUCCGGUCUGCUCGGAACAUGUGGCUAUACCGGCCUGCAAAUCUCUCUGCCUUUCCGUAAGAAGAGACUGCGAGCCGGCUUUAACCAGUCUCACGCUCCCGUGGCCGCAUAUGCUGGACUGCGAUCGCUUCCUCGAUCGUGGAAAUACAUUGUGCGUUCAGCCGCCAGAUGAAAUAAUAGACGACAUCAGUCCACCGAUACUGCCAACUAUUCUUCAGCAGUGGCCGGUAAUGCACGAACGACCACCGCAAAUCUCCACGCGAAUACAACAGCAACAUCAUCAUCAAUGCCCUUCUCACUUUGUACAGAUAUCCGAUAUGGAAAUGAUCUCUUGCGCACCACGUUGCGGUACUGAUGCGUAUUAUCGCGCUGAAGACAAAAGAUUUGCAGAGCGUUGGAUGACUGGCUGGGCAUGGUUGUGCUUUCUUUCGACACUUUUUACCCUGCUAACCUUUUGGGUCGAGCCAUCCAGAUUUCGUUAUCCUGAAAGGCCGAUAGUUUUCCUGGCACUUUGUUACAAUCUCCUUUCCAUAGUUUACAUCAUUCGUGGCGCGAUCGGUGCUGAGAAUCUCAGCUGCGUCAGUCAGAUUGAUGGGCCGAGCUAUGUUCCAGUUCGCGAUGCUUUGAAAAGCGUUCCUUGUACACUUUGGUGGCUAAUCAGAUACUAUUUGGGACUAGCUAGUAAGAUGUGGUGGGCGGUGCUGUGCGGUUGUUGGCUGCUGAGUGCUAGGAAUGAAUGGAGCAGUGAAGCUCUACAUAAUAUUGCACCUUAUUUUCAUGCGGCCGCAUGGAUUCUUCCAAUAUUUUUCACAGGAGGAAGUCUACUAUCGCGCAAUGUGGUGGCGGACGAGUUAACCGGGCUAUGCCAGAUCUCGGAUGAAUCAGCGCUGUGGUUGGAAGUACUACCGCACGCCGUGCUGCUGUUGCUGGGUUGCGUGUUUGGUAGCAUUGCUGGCAGCGCUCUGGUCCGGGUACGAAGAGCCGUACGUUGCGCCGGACGCAGCGCGACUAAACUUGAGCGCCUGAUGACGCGGCUAGGUAUCUUCGCGCUGUUGUACGCGCUGCCGGCGCUAGGUAGUCUUGUUUGCGUGCUGCACGAGGCCUCGGUGAGACCGCGAUGGCGAAAAUUGUCAUUGCUGGCUGCACUGGAUUGCCACGUGGCACAGAAUUGUGCCCCGGGUCCGAUAUACCGGGCUGCCGGUCUCGAAGUUGCCCUUCUCAGACUCUUCCUGUCCCUCGUGAUCGGCGUAACCUCCGGCAUGUGGGUAUGGUCCGGCAAAACUUGCCGUGCCUGGAGCAAACUACUCGCUGCACCGAGCAAAUCCACUAGAAUCCAAAAUCCUUUCCAAGGAUUCAAACAGGAUGACAAUAUCGCUUGAGAGUUUUGCAUCUACGUCAAUGUGAACAUCCUAUAAGACAUCAC